Molecule: messenger RNA, 1437 nt
Organism: Colletotrichum spaethianum
Lineage: Eukaryota; Fungi; Ascomycota; Sordariomycetes; Glomerellales; Glomerellaceae
Product: NADH-cytochrome b5 reductase 1
Exons: 2
Coding region: 1-1437 (478 amino acids)
Cellular component (GO): endoplasmic reticulum
Molecular function (GO): heme binding; oxidoreductase activity
Source: RefSeq, a predicted model, not a curated record
AUGGCGACAACAGAAGGCCCAGAGUUCACGGCCAAGGAGGUCGCUGCUCACAGAGAAGCCAACGACUGCUGGAUGGUCAUCCACGGUGAAGUCUACGAUGUCUCAAAAUACAUCCACGACCACCCCGGCGGCGCAGAUGUCCUCAUUGAGGCCGCCGGCGUUGACGCUACCGAAGCCUUUGACAACGCGGGCCACUCCGAGGAUGCUUACGAGAUCAUGGCCGAAUUCCGCGUCGGCAAGCUCAAGGGCGUGAACAAGCGCUCGGCGCCCAAGGCCGUCCGUCUGGCUCCCAAGUCCGCACCCGCCGCCCCGGCCUCCUCCGCCUCCGGCACGGCUGCCCGCGUCGCAUCCCAGGCCGCCGCCGCCGCCCUUUUCAUCGGCCUCGGCGCCGUCGCCGCUCGUCACGCCUCCUCCACCCCAGCCGGUCAGGAUGCCAUCGCCGCCAUCCAAAGACUCAACCUCCAGCUGCCCUCAUGGCUUUCCUUUGGCGGCGCCGCCCGCACCAAGCGCACCGGCUUCGGCUUCGUCGAGGGCUUCGCCGUCGCCUCUGCCUUCUUUGCCGUCGCGGGCUCCAUCGCCGCAAAGGAGGCCUCCAAGCUCCUACACUACGAGAUCACCCCCAUGCACUACCGCCCGCACAAGAAGAUGCCCAAGGUCGCUAAGCCCAACCCCCUCAACCAGCGCGGCUGGCUCGACCCGGUCUCCUACCACCCGCUCCCCCUCAUCGAGAAGACCCUGCUCGCCCCCAACGUCUACCGCUUCGUCUUCGAGCUGCCCACGCCCACCACCGUCCUCGGCCUGCCCAUCGGCCAGCACGUCUCCAUCAAGGCCGAGAUCGACGGCAAGUCCGUCAGCAGGUCUUACACCCCGACUUCCAACAACUCGGAUCUCGGCAAGCUUGAGCUCGUCAUCCGCUGCUACCCCGACGGCCUGCUGACGGGCAAGUACCUCGCCAAUCUCGAGGUCGGCGACGAGGUGCUCUUCCGUGGCCCCAAGGGCGCCAUGCGCUACCGGCCCAACAUUGCCAAGAAGAUCGGUAUGCUCGCCGGCGGCACAGGCAUCACGCCUAUGUACCAGCUCAUCCGCGCCAUCUGCGAGGACGACCGCGACACCACCGAGGUCAGCCUCAUCUACGCCAACCGCUCCGAGGCCGACAUCCUGCUGAGGGACGAGCUCGAGGCGUUCGCGAGAAGGUACCCCAAGAACUUCAAGCUGCACUACCUCCUCGACUCGCCCCCCGAGAACUGGACCUACGGCGUCGGCUACGUCACCCAGGAGAUGAUGGCCGAGCGCUUCCCCGCUCCCGGCGACGGCUCACGCGUCAUGCUCUGCGGCCCGCCGGGCAUGGUCGCCGCCGCCAAGAAGUCGUUGGCGAACCUGGGCUUCGAGAAGCCCGGCGCCAUCGCCAAAAUGUCUGACGCCGUCUUCUGCUUCUAG